AUGGCUGCAACACUGAGGAACGUGAUCGUAGUAGGCGGGUCGUAUGUGGGCAUGGCCACGACCAAGGAAUUGGCCUCUAUAUUGCCUGCAACCCAUCGUAUUCUCCUGGUUGAGCCUCAUAGCCACUUUCAUCACUUGUUCGCAUUCCCCCGCUUCGCAGUGUUGCCAUCGCACGAACACAAAGCGUUCAUCCCGUACUCUGCCGCUUUUACCUCCGCACCAGCUGCGUCGCAGGCCCAACACGCAGUUGUACAAGCUAGAGUAGAAUCGCUACGCUCUGAUAGGGUAGUACUCGACCGCGAAUGGCAAGGCUCAAAAGAGAUUCCAUUUGACUUUUUGGUGGUUGCAUCUGGCACAAAACUCCAAGCACCCGGUUCCAUGCAAGAUGACGAGAAGUCGUUAUCGGUCAAGUACUUCCAGGAGUACCAGAAGCGCAUCUUGAAGGCGAAGUCGGUUGUCAUCGUGGGAGGUGGCGCGGUUGGCGUGCAAAUGGCAACAGAUCUCAAGGAAUUAUAUCCAGCAAGUGAGAAAGAGGUUACUCUCGUGCAUUCUCGGAGUCAGCUUAUGCCUUUAUACCACGAGAAGCUCGAUCUGAUCAUCAAGGAGAGAUGCGAAGAGCUCGGUGUCAAGCUCGUGCUUGGAUCCCGAGUUGUUAUGCCCGCAAGCGGACUGGAGCCAGAUGCAACCUCGAUUCAAUUGCAGAAUGGCACCACGGUGUCGGCAGACGUGAUUGUUCCGGCAGUGGGCCAGACACCAAAUACGCAGUUCCUUUCUGGUCUCACACCUUCGUCCAAAGACUCUUUAAUCAAUCCCGCGAACCGCUUUAUUCGCGUAAGGCCAACGCUACAGUUCCAAGACCCGAAGUAUCCCAACAUCUUCGCUGUUGGUGAUAUUGCAGACAGCGGUGCUCACAAGGCAGCGCGUCCCGGGGCUGCUCAGGCAGCUGUUGUCGCCAAAAACGUUGUUGCAAUGGUCGAGGGCAAGGAGCCCACCGAGAAGAUCAUGGUCAGCCCGCCAGCAAUACAUCUCAGUCUUGGUUUGACCAAGAAUUUGGUAUUUAGGAAUCCUAACACCGCAGAAGGAGAUACCGAGCCAACCAUUAUACCCAGAGAAGAUGGCAAGAAAGAUAUGGGCAUCGAUGGCGUCUGGGCGAGACGAGGCGUUGAGGUUACAGACCCUGCGCAAUACCAUUUGUGA
Molecule: messenger RNA, 1197 nt
Organism: Truncatella angustata
Lineage: Eukaryota; Fungi; Ascomycota; Sordariomycetes; Amphisphaeriales; Sporocadaceae
Product: putative amid-like NADH oxidoreductase
Exons: 7
Coding region: 1-1197 (398 amino acids)
Cellular component (GO): cytoplasm
Molecular function (GO): electron-transferring-flavoprotein dehydrogenase activity; flavin adenine dinucleotide binding
Source: RefSeq, a predicted model, not a curated record